Molecule: messenger RNA, 321 nt
Organism: Trypanosoma conorhini
Lineage: Eukaryota; Euglenozoa; Kinetoplastea; Trypanosomatida; Trypanosomatidae
Exons: 1
Coding region: 1-321 (106 amino acids)
Source: RefSeq, a predicted model, not a curated record
AUGUUCUCGCUCAUUGGUGCCAUGGGCACACUUGUGUCAACGUUCAUGGCGGCGGAUACUUUGUCGCGGGCGUUUGGAGUGCAUAAAGUAAAGGCAGGAAGAUGUAUGCUAUACCUGUGGAUUUUGGCGAUUGUUUUGGCUUUUUGGAUGAAUAGCAUAGAAAUGCUGGGGUGCCUCCACUGUGUGGUUUUCGUCGGCGUCGCUGCAAGGUUUGGCGAGGGGGGUCUUUCAUACGACUUUGUAAGAGUCCCGAUACUGACUUUUGUUCCGGCUUUUGGAAUAGUAAAUAUUUUAUUAAACUACGCUUGGUCCACCGUCUAA